This is a messenger RNA of Rotaria sordida, 840 nucleotides long. Lineage: Eukaryota; Metazoa; Rotifera; Eurotatoria; Philodinida; Philodinidae. The record is from the annotation of a GenBank genome assembly.
AUGCUUGUUAGUGUACUUAUCUGUAUUUUCGUUGGUUUUGCAAGUUCUCAACCUUGGACUCAAAACAGUUGUGGCCGACGUCCAUUAAUAGCUCCUGAGGAUGAUAAAAUUGUUGGUGGUGUACAAUCUCUACGUGGUGAUUGGCCAUGGUCGUGUUCUAUGCGUUCCGGUUCCUCAAAAAGUCACAUUUGCGGUGGCACACUUAUAAAUGGUCAAUGGAUUGUAACUGCAGCACAUUGUGUAAGCAAUGGUGCUUCUCCAAGUACAUACAGAUGGCAUUGCGGUCUACAUGAUCGAAACAGUCACGAUUCUUGGACUCAAGAAUUUACAUCAAUCCGAUAUGUUGUACAUCCACAAUAUGAUUCAAGGAAUAUUCGAAAUGACAUCGCUGUGUUUAAAAUUAGUAAUACGGAUAUAACAUUUACUGACUACAUCCUGCCAGCUUGCUUUCCUGCUGCAACUGAUACUUAUGAAGGUCGCAUGUCGAUGGCUAUGGGAUGGGGUACAUUGUUUUCCGGCGGAAGUCUUGCUGCUCAACAUAUGGAAGUUGGACUCCUAGUUUUGCCUGAUGCUACUUGUACAAGGGAAUUUGGUGCUACCACGGUCAAUACAGUAACUCAAAUUUGUGCUGGUGAAAGAGGUGAUAACAAAGAUACAUGUCAAGGUGAUUCAGGUGGCCCAUUAGUUGUUAAACAUGAUGAUGAUGGACUGUGGCGUUUGAUAGGUUUGACAUCAUGGGGUUAUGGAUGUGGUGAUAUUGGUGUUUAUACUCGUGCUUCAGCGUUUCGCAACUGGGUUCUGCAACAAGUUUUAACAUUGCCAAGCGGUGCCGACGACUAA